Athene cunicularia (burrowing owl) is the source of this 962-nucleotide messenger RNA. RefSeq names its product N-6 adenine-specific DNA methyltransferase 1 (gene HEMK2). Gene Ontology annotation, cellular component: eRF1 methyltransferase complex. The coding region runs from base 1 to 609 and encodes 202 amino acids. Lineage: Eukaryota; Metazoa; Chordata; Aves; Strigiformes; Strigidae. Gene Ontology annotation, biological process: methylation. The transcript has 6 exons. The record is from RefSeq and is a predicted model, not a curated record. Gene Ontology annotation, molecular function: protein methyltransferase activity; nucleic acid binding; S-adenosylmethionine-dependent methyltransferase activity.
AUGACGACAUAUGAUGACCUGACAUGGAUUCUGCAUCUGUUGCAGGUGCUCUUACAUGUUAGAAGUAAGUGUCAUCCAGAGUUUUCUCUCUUUAGACUUGAGAUCUGCCUUGAAAUAGGAUCUGGAUCUGGUGUGGUUUCAGCAUUUCUAGCUUCUUCCAUUAUUGGAUCCAAUGCACUGUACAUAUGUACAGAUAUCAACCCGCUGGCAGCUUACUGUACACUGGAGACAGCUCUGCUUAACAAUGUUCACCUCCAGCCAGUCAUUACUGACUUGGUCAAAGGACUGUCUCCAAGAUUAAAUGGGAAGGUUGAUCUACUGCUGUUUAAUCCACCAUACGUGGUAACACCUUCUGAAGAGGUGCAAAGCCAUGGAAUAGAAGCAUCCUGGGCUGGGGGCAAAAAGGGCAGAGAAGUAAUGGAUAGAGUUUUUCCAUUAGUACCAGACCUACUUUCACCGGGAGGAUUAUUCUACUUGGUCACAAUUAAAGAAAAUAAUCCAGAUGAAAUUCUGGAAAUGAUGAAGAAAUGUGGCUUAGAAGGCACACGAGCACUUUCCAGGCAAGCAGGACAAGAGAUGCUUACUGUCCUCAAAUUUAGGAAGUCUUGAUAACUGCUCUUAACCUUCCAGAUACUAUGCAUAUGGGAAGUUGAACACGGAUUACUGAAGUUGUCAAAUCAAUUUUUAAGCCAGGAUUUUCACCCUCUUAAGGUGUAUCCUCACCUCCUGAUUACUGCAGUGAAACUGAUCAAGACUGGAUUUAUUUUUUUAUUCUGGAUGUUAACCAGCUGUUACCUGCUGUCAGAGUUAUAGUUGUCCUCUGGCUAUCUGCAGGGCAGUUGUGGGGGAACUGUGAAAUAACCUGCCUUGUUGCACUAGCACUUCAGCACUAAAGACUUUUUCCUCUAUAAAUAGGUAUUUGUAUAUUUGCCAUUGUGGCUUAUUAAAAUAAUGGCUUAUAA